UGUCUGAACUGAGACGCUUUGUAUCCCACGCUAAGAAGGAGGGGGUUGCUGAAGACCUCACCAAACCCUAAUUUUGAAAUUGUUUUCCUUUUAUAAACCCAGCAUUUCUUCAUUUACUUCAAACCCUGGAAUUGUAAUCUUUUGGUUAAAUCAAUAUCGCUUCAGUUGAAAAUUGAGAAGCAUUGAGCUUCUCUGCGACUUUCAAUGGACCGGGGCAUUUCCAGAAGCGACGUAUCACCAUGGAAAUGCUUGAUAGCUUUAGGCUUUCUUUAUGGAGCCAUGUCCGCCUUGGCUUACUGGGUCCUUCACAUGAAGCAUGUGAAGCCAUUGACAGUUGAUGCGCCAGUUGAUUGUUUCUCUGAAACCCGAGCGCUUAAUCAUGUGAGGCAGCUUGCUCAAGUGAUCGGAGGUCGCCAGGAAGGGAGUCCUGGAUUGCAUGAGGCUGCUCGUUACAUAAAGGCACAGAUGGAGAUGCUUCAAAAUCAAGCUGGCCCUGAUUUUAGAGUCGAGGUUGAUGAAACAUUUGUGAAUGGCUCAUUCAACAUGGAAAUAUUGGGUCGCAGUAUAUCUCUUGGAUACCGUAAUCAUACUAAUCUUCUCCUCAGGAUUUCAUCUGCAGAUUCAAAAGAUAGUGAUCCGUCUGUUCUCGUUAAUGGCCAUUUUGAUAGUCCACUUGGAUCCCCUGGUGCUGGUGAUUGUGCCUCUUGUGUAGCAUCUAUGUUGGAGCUCGCACGGCUCAUAGUUGAAUCUGGUUGGGUUCCACCUCGGCCUAUUAUAUUUCUCUUCAAUGGUGCUGAAGAGGUUUUUCUCUUGGGUUCCCAUGGAUUUGCAACAACGCAUAAAUGGUACAAUUCAAUUGGAGCUUUCAUAAAUAUUGAAGCAUCUGGCACUGGUGGCCUUGAUUUAGUUUGCCAGUCUGGACGUGGCUCAUGGCCGUCUUUCAUGUAUGCCAAAUCUGCAGUUUAUCCUAUGGCACAUAGUUCAGCACAGGAUGUCUUCCCGAUCAUUCCCGGUGACACAGAUUAUAGAAUAUUUUCCGAAGAUUAUGGUGACAUCCCAGGGCUUGAUAUUAUAUUUGUUUUUGGUGGUUAUUUCUAUCAUACAUCCUAUGACACAAUAGAAAGACUAUUACCUGGGAGUCUCCAAGCGCGAGGAGAAAACUUGUUGAACUUGAUCAAGGGUUUUGCAAACUCUUCAGAACUGCAAAAUGCCCAGCAAAGGGCAUCUGCUGGAGAUGUACGGAAUGGAAGCAAGAACGAUCGAGCUGUCUUUUUCGAUUACUUGACAUGGUUCAUGAUAUUCUAUACGAGAAAGGAAGCUCUGGUUUUGCACAGUCUUCCGAUGGUUGUACUCCUUCUGGUGCCAUUUUUCUUGAAUUUCUCAAAUGUUGGUGUAUCCUCCUGGUUUGGGAUGUUUUUGGAAAUGAUUAAGGGACUACUAUUGCAUACCUUUGCAAUUCUUCUGGCAGUUAUUAUUCCCGUUGUCUUUUCAAUUUUUAGAUUGCUGAUCUCAAGUAACACUAUGAAUUGGUUUGCUCAUCCAUCACUGGCCUUCUUGAUGUUCGUCCCAUGCUCAUUUGCUGGCUUACUGAUUCCAAGAAUUAUCUGGGGAAAUUCUCCAAUGCUAGAUGGUGCAUCUUUGAAAGAAUCAAGGGAGGAUCUCUUAGAUGGGAGGCACCAUUGGGGAGCUUUUGGAUUUUAUUCUUCUUUGUCUAUGGUGUAUCUAUAUGCUGGACUGGGUGGAGGUUUCAUGACGUUUUUCGUGUCAGUGUGCAUGAUUCUAUCAUGGUGUUUCUAUGGUCUAUUUUCUUAUCUAUUUGGUCAGAAAUCACUGAGGGCCGUUGUUGGAUAUAUUGUACCUCUAGUUCCACCUCUUACAUUCAAUGUUUACUUUGGCGGCUUUCUUGUGCAAUUUCUUGUUGAGAAGAUGGGAAUGAUGGGUUCUCUUCCAAAUCCAUAUGGCUUUUUCAUCCCAGAUAUAAUUAUAGCCAGUGCGAUUGGCAUUGUGACUGGCUGGUGUGUGGGUCCUAUAGUCCCUAUUGUUGGGCAUUGGUUAGCAAGAUCAAACAUUGUGCAAUUCAUGCUCCAUAUUAGUGUAGCAAUGAUGGCUAUAUCGUCUCAGUUCUUCCCAUAUAGUACCAGUGCUCCAAAAAGGCUUGUGCUUCAGCAUACCUUUCAGACAUCAGAUGCAAGUCAGAUAUUGGAUUCCAGCUAUGAAUUCUCUGUAGUAGAUGCCAAUUCUUUGUAUUUUGUUUUCAAGAAUGCACCUGAGGCUGCAAAAGAGUUACAGAUCCAUUCAGAUUUCUCUUUGGAUAAUACAGCUCAUUCUGAACAAAGUAACUGGAUGGUACUUCUUCCCGUAUCUUAUUUGUUCUCUGGAAGUCUGAAGUUUCCUGCUAGAGAACAAGAUAUAAUCAACCACUACAAGCAACUUCCUAAGCUAUCCAUGAAUAAGCCGAUUGUGACUAGUAAUGGACCUCGCCGUGUCUACCUCGAACUAAAUUUGGGGUCUUUAAAGGAGGUUUGGGGAGCUGUCCUUAAUAUCACUGGCCCACUAUCCAAUUGGUCAUUUGCUGAUAACAAACUUCCUGCUCCUGAGAAGUUUAAAGCGGGGCCACUAUCUUAUAUCUGUAGACUGAGUGGGAGCAGCAGUGAAAACUGGAGCUUCUGGUUGGAGGCCAACAGUUCGGAAGCAUUGAGGGUGGAUCUCGGUGUAUUGGACCAAUAUUUAGUUGAGAAAACCAGGAAAUUAAAGGGCCAUUUUCCUGCUUGGAUGGAUGUCAUUGCUUAUUCAAGCUUUUUGUCAAGCUAUACGUAUUGAACCCAAUAAUGUUCCAGGCUUUCUCCAAGUUAGCCUGGUUCGUGCUUCACAGUUUUCGGACAAAAUUAAAAGAAGAUGAGCCUUGGAUUUUUCUCAUUCUUUUUUUCUCCUACACGGAAAGCCUUCUACUCUGAGGGAUGCGUUUCUUAGCUAUCGAGCAGUCAGUAACAUCAAUUGAUACUUGCAAGCGUGCUUGAGAGCAUAUCCAGUUGUGAGUUUGGUGUUUGCACUCACCUUCAAAAAAAAUUUCAGCAAGUGGAAGAGAUAAUUUAUUGCUGAUAUAAGUUGAAAUGCAUGUCUUUGAGCCUAUGAAUUUGACAAUUGCUGAUUAUGGGAUCAGGGAAAUGGGGCAAGCAUGCAUUAUUUAUUUUA
Amborella trichopoda is the source of this 3192-nucleotide messenger RNA. Its product is annotated as Zn-dependent exopeptidases superfamily protein. The record is from RefSeq and is a predicted model, not a curated record. Gene Ontology annotation, molecular function: metalloexopeptidase activity. Lineage: Eukaryota; Viridiplantae; Streptophyta; Magnoliopsida; Amborellales; Amborellaceae. Gene Ontology annotation, biological process: proteolysis.